GGACAGCUCCGGCUGAUCGAUGAUGAGGGAAAGGAACACAAGGUGAGCAAGAAGACGGAGGGCACCGUGCGACCCAUGCACCCCACCUCUGUGAAGGGUGUGGAUGACAUGAUAAGGCUGGGGGACCUGCACGAGGCCGGCCUCCUCAGGAACCUCCUGGUGCGACACAAAGAAGGCACCAUCUAUACAUACACAGGCUCCAUUCUGGUGGCAGUCAAUCCUUACCAGCUGCUGCCCAUCUACACCACGGAGCAAGUGCACAUGUACACAGACCGCCGGCUGGGUGAACUGCCACCGCACGUCUUUGCCAUCGCAGACAGCUGCUUCUUCAACAUGCGCCGCAACAAGAAGAACCAGUGCUGCGUCAUCAGUGGAGAGUCAGGAGCAGGGAAGACGGAGAGCACCAAGCUCAUGCUGCAGUUCCUGGCUGCAGUGAGCGGACAGCACUCCUGGAUCGAGCAGCAGAUCCUGGAAGCAAACCCCAUCCUGGAGGCCUUUGGUAAUGCCAAAACCGUUCGUAACGAUAACUCCAGUCGAUUUGGAAAGUACAUUGACAUCAACUUCACCAAGGGGGGGGCCAUUGAGGGGGCCCGCGUUGAGCAGUACCUUCUGGAGAAGUCGCGAGUUUGUCGUCAGGCGCCGGAGGAGAGGAACUACCACAUCUUUUACUACAUGCUGAUGGGAAUGCCAGCCGAGCAGAAGAAGAAUCUUUCCCUUGGGAGCGCUGCGGAGUACAACUAUCUGACCAUGGGUAAAUGCACCAGCUGUGAAGGACGUGAUGAUGUGAAGGAAUACGCCCACUUCCGCUCAGCUCUGAAGAUCCUCAUGUUCACAGACAAUGACUCCUGGGAAGUCUCCAGGUUGCUCGCUGCUAUCCUUCACCUCGGCAAUGUGGACUACGAGGCCACCAUAGUAAAUAACCUAGAGGGCUGUGACAUCCUCCAAUCAUCCCAUUUCAAAAUGGCCAGCCAACUUUUGGAGGUGGAUCCCAAAGCGCUGGAGAAGAGUCUGACUCAGCGCUCCUUCAUGACAGCCAAAGAGAGUGUGACCAAACCUCUGGCCUCGGCCCAGGCGGUGGACUGCAGGGACGCCUUCGUCAAGGCUAUUUAUGGAAGACUUUUCCUUUGGGUUGUGGGCAAAAUCAACGCUGCCGUUUACAAGCCAGCUGAGGAUUCCAAAGAGGUCCGACAGUCGAUAGGCCUGCUCGACAUCUUCGGCUUUGAGAACUUCGCCAAAAACAGCUUUGAGCAGCUGUGCAUCAACUUUGCUAACGAGCAGUUGCAGCAGUUCUUCGUCAGGCACGUUUUCAAGCUGGAGCAGGACGAGUAUUCCCGUGAAAACAUUGUUUGGCAGCACAUCCAAUACCAAGACAACCAAAGCACCCUGGACGUGUUGGCCAACAAGUCUCUGAACAUGAUGGCGCUUAUCGAUGAGGAGAGUAACUUCCCCAAGGGCACAGAUGCCACACUGCUCCAAAAGAUGAAUCAGGUCCAUGGUAAAGGGGUCAUCUAUAUUCCCCCCAAGAACAACUAUGAGACACAGUUUGGAAUCAAACAUUUUGCUGGAGAAGUCUUCUAUGAUUCAAAAGGCUUUCUUGAGAAAAACCGGGACGCCCUCAGCUCUGAUCUGAUCCAGCUGGUUGAAACCUCCACCAACAAACUCCUCAAACAGGCCUUUCACGAUGUGCUGUCUUCCAGUACCAUCAAGAGGAGUGUGAACCCCAGGAUGAUCAUCACCUCGGCCAGCAGCAGCCUCCGGCAAACGAGUGAUGGCAAGAAGCGUGUGCCGACCCUGACCGGCCAGUUCCGUCAGUCUCUGGAUUCCCUGAUGAAAACGCUGACUGUGUGCCAGCCAUAUUUCAUACGUUGCAUUAAACCCAACGACUUCAAGAGACCCAUGCUGUUCGACAGAGAGCUGUGCAUGCGCCAGCUCCGUUACUCUGGUAUGAUGGAGACCAUCAGGAUCCGGAAAGCUGGAUAUCCCGUACGAUACACAUUCGAGGAGUUUUUAAUUCGCUACCGUGUGCUUCUCAGAACUUCCCUCUGUGAUCCCAAAAAAGAAAGUAAACAGAAAUGCUGUGAAAGCAUUUGUGAAUCUGUGCUGAGUGGAGAGGGCGACUGGAAGACUGGCAAGACCAAGAUAUUCCUCAAGGAGGAUGAUUUGGUUCAGCUCACUGCAAAACAUGUGUACAUCCAGCAUGGCUCUGAGAGCAGUGCAGAACAUGUGAAGGAAGCUGUGCAGGACUGCAUCAACAGCUCUCUGCUGGAGGCCAAGUCCGAGGCCAAGUGGGUGCAGAUGGUCAGCUCUGCUCACGCUCAGGGUCCUUAUGUGAGUUCAAGACAGAAGGCGGACUCUGUGAAGGCGGAGAUGGUGGACUACGCCCGGGAGAAGUGGCCCAUGUUCUUCUCCCGCUUCUUCGAAGUUGUCAAGCUGUCAG
Notothenia coriiceps (black rockcod) is the source of this 2437-nucleotide messenger RNA. Its product is annotated as unconventional myosin-VIIa-like. Gene Ontology annotation, molecular function: cytoskeletal motor activity; ATP binding. The annotation marks the transcript as partial. Gene Ontology annotation, cellular component: myosin complex. The record is from RefSeq and is a predicted model, not a curated record. The transcript is spliced from 18 exons. Lineage: Eukaryota; Metazoa; Chordata; Actinopteri; Perciformes; Nototheniidae.